This is a messenger RNA of Carassius carassius (crucian carp), 3073 nucleotides long. RefSeq lists its product as uncharacterized. The transcript has 11 exons. The record is from RefSeq and is a predicted model, not a curated record. The coding region runs from base 226 to 2394 and encodes 722 amino acids. Lineage: Eukaryota; Metazoa; Chordata; Actinopteri; Cypriniformes; Cyprinidae.
UAUAUCUUGGACGAAUAACGGAGAAGUUCUGUGCCGAAAAUCUUACUUCGGGGUUGUUACAAGUUUCGGCUGGUGUUUUUCUAUCGUGGAUCAAAUGACGUAGACGAGAGCCGGAACACCUUAUAUGAGCAUCUUUUGGAAAAGCGCGCCUGCGCACACAUUGAACAGAGGAGAGCGAGACCGCGCACAUCAUCAUCGGCAGCGCUGCAUAGGAUUUGUUUGAGAAUGUCUCCAAAAAAGUGUGUUUUUGGAUGUGAGGGAAAGUUUACCGUGUUCAGCUUCCCAAAGAACCCAGUGUUACAGCAACAGUGGAUGCAGUUUGUUUUUCCGGGGCAGCAACGGAGUGAAGCAAGUUUGUUUGUGUGUUCUCGUCAUUUCAGUGACGAAUGUUUUAUAAACAAGGCCCAGGUCGAUGCUGGAUUUGCAAAUCGUUUGCUAUUAAAACGUGGAGCGGUCCCAGUGAUAAAAGACACCAUUCGUAGCACAUCUACUACCAGAGAAUACGUGCCUUCAGUAAAGCACACAGAAUGCCAAACAGAACACAGACCUACUGUGUCUGCUAAAGUGCAAGCCAGCCCACUAAAGAGAUCUGUAGGCAUUCAGUGUACCUUUGCUCCAUCUCAAAAGACCGUUGCCACACAGUUCUCCUUCUCUAAACAGACAGGACAUGUACGUAACAAAGGCACGCAGGCAACAGUUUUAAGUGCAAGGGUUAGUACUGAGACCACACAAGUUGAAACAUGGAGGCAUUUGUCAUCUACACCAGUAAAGGCAUCCACAUCUGGACAUGGAGCAACACCUGCUAAAAGGCCCCGUAUGGAACUGCUGGAGGAGAAGGAUGAGGAUGAAGGAAACUUUACAGACUUUCUGCAACCUAAUCAUUCCACAUAUGAGCCCGUUGAUUCUUAUGCAAAGGCUUCUGAACUUCGUGGGAUGGAGGUCUCUUGUGAUUAUGCAGAUGCAAAGUUCAUUGUUUUUGAAAGCUCUCUCAGGGAGCUUUUCGAAACAUGUCCUUUGUGCAAGCAUAACUGCAAUGUCCAGCGAUGUCGGCUUGGGACAUUUGUGUCUUUUAGUAUGGUCUGCGGCCAUUGUCAAUAUGCUAAAAAAUGGCAGAGCCAGCCUAUGAGAGGAAGCACCCCGGUCGGAAAUCUUCAAAUGUCAGCGGCAGUUUACUUCACUGGUGGAUCAUUCAUUCAGAUGAAUAAGAUUUGCAGAGCUAUGAAUCUGCAAAUACACCAUUACAGCACAUUCAGAGGGCAUGCUCGUAUGUUUCUGGAACCUUCCAUAUUUCACAAGUGGAAGAUGGAUCAACAGGCCAUGUUCCAGCAACUACAACCACAGGGCAAAAUUGCUCUGAGUGGUGACAUGCGUGCUAAUUCUCCAGGACACUCAGCCAAAUAUAGCAGCUAUACUUUAAUGCACCUGGAAAGCAAUAAAAUUCUGGAUAUUCAACUGGUACAGAGCAACGAAGCUGGAGGCAUUGCACACAUGGAGAAGGAAGGACUCAGAAGAGGUCUGGAUCUUCUAGAGUCCAACAACUUAAAUGUGGAAUACAUUGUGACCGAUCGGCACACAAAGGUGCAAAAGUAUCUGAGGGAGAGAGCUGUAAAACAGUACUAUGACGUUUGGCACAUCGAGAAGGGGCUAUCGAAAAAAUUGGAAAAACUGUCCAGAAACAAAGAGUGCCAGGUGCUGCGCAAGUGGUUGCCAGGUAUAAAAAACCACAUGUACUGGUCAGCCAUGUCUUCCAAGGCAGGACCUGAGAAAGUUUCUAAAUGGAAGAGUUUAUUCAACCACAUUCAGAAUGUCCACACUCAUGACAGCCCAGAAUUUCCUAAGUGUGCUCAUGCAGAUAAAGUUUCUACAGCCCGUAAUAAAUGGUUAAAACCAGGUACCAUGCUCCUGUAUAAAGUUGAGAAGCUGCUCCUAAACAAAAGACUCCUUAAAGAUGUGAAAAAGCUGAGCCACCAGUAUCAAACGUUGGCUCUUGGGGCAUUCCACAGUGUCAUUCUGAGAUUUGCUCCAAAGAAUGUGGUAUUUCCUUAUAUUGGAAAGUUAUGCAGGCUCUAUCUUGCUGCAAUGCAUUUCAAUGAGAAUGCUGAUCGUGAACAGGCAGUGAACUUGGAGGGCACAGCUGUCUAUAAGAUAAUGUAUCCUAAAUCUAAGAAGGGGCAACCUACAGCACAGACAGUGAAAACAGAGCCCACUUGUGAGUACGUCAAUGACCUGAUGAGGCUGCUCUUUACAGAGGUGUUUGACAACCCUGCCACCUUUGUUGAAGAAAUUUUAAAGCUUUCCAUUCCAGCGGACCUAUCAGCAGAGUACGACAGGCCAGCAAAGGAGGAUGUCAUCGCCAGAAAUGUGGCAAGGUUCAAUCCAGUGUACCCAACGUAGUUCCCACCAGCAUCAGGAAACUCCAGCCGAACCCGCAGGACAACACAUGAUGGAAUGACCACGUGCACAUGUCUGCCCAGAUAUCACCAGCACCAGCUGACAAAACUCUGACAGGCAAGAUACCUGUAACGUCUGGCAGAGAGAGUCAGUCAGAUCAGUGGUGUCAAGCUCAAUUCCUGGAGGGCAACAGUUCUGCAGAGUUUAGCUCCAAAAAAGGACAUCAAAAUGUAUACUUUUAGAAUUGUAUGCUGUCAUAAGUCUUACACAUACAAAUUUGCAUAAGUUAUGUACAUAUUUAAACAGCAUUAUUAACGUUACUGGUUCUAUUUCUUGGCAGAAAAUGUUUUCUGCCUCGUUUGGCAUUGUCCUACAAUUCCCACAUGUGCACCUUUUAAAAUGGGCAAAUACAAAAAAAAAUGACAACAACAUUAUUACAGGCAACUUAGAAGUUUUUCAAUAGCCGCUAAUUAAAUGAGUUGUUACUUACCAUAUAGACACGUCCUGCUGUAGUCGUAUUUCCUGUUGUUCCAUUUCAGACUCUGAAUCCGAUUCUGAAUCAAAUAUGUAUGGCUGGAUCUGCCUGUCACUCAUACUUAAUUUAAGAUAUAUAUAUAAUAUAUAAAUAUAUACAGCAAUAUCGCACCAUGAUCGAUAAUAAGUAAACCUGCGCACGCUCCCG